AUGGCGCGACGACCAAUCCUCAUCGGCAAUGUCUCAGGCUCAACAGGUGAUCGUCUAGAUGGUCUGAAAUCAAUGCUAAGUGGACCCACCAAAAUCGAUGCCAUAACCGGAGACUGGCUUUCCGAAUUCAACAUCGGCACUCGAGCCUUAGAACGCCAAACCUCCGGCACAGCGAAAUUCGAGCCAGGAUUCCUCUACUCGCUCCGUCUAGCCAUUACAGAAUACAAAUCCUACCCAACCCCCCUGAAGAUUGUCGUGAAUGCCGGUGGGGCCGAUCCACAAGGCCUGGCGAUCAAAGUUGAAGAAUUUCUGCGGGAAAAUGGCUUGAGCAGGAAAAUCGCGUAUGUUACUGGUGAUGAUGUUCUUGAUCGUCUUGAUGAGGGAUUGGAUUUGCGACCUCUUCAUCGGGAGCAAAAGGAGACGUUUAAGGAGUUUCGAGAGAAGACUCAGGGGGUGUUGUCUGCGAAUGUGUAUAUUGGAGCUGGAGCUAUACGGGAAGCUUUGGUUCAGGGCGCGGAUAUUGUUAUUGUGGGUCGUUGUACUGAUGCCAGUCCGGUCAUUGGCUUGGCUUCAUGGUGGCAUGGCUGGAAAGCUUCUUCACUGGAUUCGCUGGCGGGAGCGUUGGCUGCUGGACACUUGAUCGAAUGUGGUUGCUAUGUUACCGGAGGCAGUUUUGCAGGCUACCAGUCCAUGGGCGAUAGCCGUUUCGACCUAUCUUUCCCCAUCGCCGAGAUUUUCAACGAUGGCCGAGCGAUCAUCCAGAAGCAGCCAGGCCAGAAUGGAAUAAUCACUCGAGAUACCGUUCGAACACAAUUCGUCUACGAAUUACAAGGAUUARCCUACCUGAACCCCGACGUAGUAGCAGAUUUGACGGAUAUCGCCAUGGAGCAGUACGACACGGACGAAGUGCUAGUAUCUGGUAUCAAAGGAUUACCGCCACCUCCAACUCUGAAAGUAGCAGUCACUGCCCAAGCCGGAUAUCAAGCCGAGUUCUUGUUGUAUGUCACGGGAAGGGAUGCACCCGCCAAAGUCGAAGAUUUCCGACGUAUGGCUCACAAGAUGAUUGAUGUAUCGAAACUGGAAACUUUCCGUCUGCAAUUGUGUGGAGUGGCUUCUGAGAAUCCUCAAUCGCAGGCCGAGGCGACGAUGAUAUUGCGAGUAAUGGCCAAAGCGAAAGAUGCAAAGUUGUUAUCCAGAGGUCGUUUUCUUGGCCCGCUCCUCAGUAAUCAGCUACAAGGCUACCCAGCCUUGACGCCGAAUUUGGACUAUCGAAUGGCAGACCCUCGCGCUCUGGUCACGCUAUACACGGGUUUGGUUCAUCGCGAACACAUACAGCAGACUCUGCAUAUCAUUGGAUCGGCAUCACAGGCUGUUCCCGACGACGUACCUUCAACACGUGUAGUCAAGGAGCAUAAACUCCAGACUACCGCUUCAAACGGRACUACCCCGAAAUCUUUUGGCCCGACAAGUAGAGCUCCGCUGGGCUCGAUACUGUUUGGUCGCAGUGGUGAUAAAGGCGCCAACGUUAACGUCGGUCUAUUCUUUCCCUCUGCGGAAGAAUCUCUCGAGAAAUGGGACUGGUUGUGUAGGUUUCUCACCACAGCAAAACUUAUCGAGUUGAUGGGAACAGACUACCGGCCAGACACACAUGUUGAGCGGUGUGAAUUUCCCAAUAUAUGUGCGGUGCAUUUUGUUGUGCAUGGACAUCUUGGAACGGGGGUGAGUAGUACGGAGAGUAUAGAUCCACUGGGUAAAGGAUUCGUGGAGUUUUUACGUUCUUGUAUGGUGGAUAUUCCUUUGAAGUUCCUUACUCCUGGAGUAAGGCUUUGA
Messenger RNA from Ramularia collo-cygni, 1830 nucleotides. Its product is annotated as related to DUF1446 domain protein. NCBI's taxonomy places the organism in Eukaryota, Fungi, Ascomycota, Dothideomycetes, Mycosphaerellales, Mycosphaerellaceae. The record is from RefSeq and is a predicted model, not a curated record. The coding region runs from base 1 to 1830 and encodes 609 amino acids. The transcript has 7 exons.